Messenger RNA from Cicer arietinum (chickpea), 1149 nucleotides. RefSeq names its product phenylcoumaran benzylic ether reductase POP1. Gene Ontology annotation, molecular function: oxidoreductase activity. NCBI's taxonomy places the organism in Eukaryota, Viridiplantae, Streptophyta, Magnoliopsida, Fabales, Fabaceae. The record is from RefSeq and is a predicted model, not a curated record.
UGCCAUGAUAAUGUACACACCAUAUCACGCAUAUUUUAUGAGUUUUUUGUAUUGUGUAUACAUAUAAAAAUUAUAACUAAUCCCACCGGAACAAUUUUGCAAUGGUUGUAGAAGUGAGUACUAAGAUUCUUGUGAUUGGAGGAAUCGGUUACGUGGGAAAGUUCAUAGUCGAAGCAAGUGUUAAAGCUGGUCAUCCUACUUUUGCUCUCGUACGAGAAUCAACUCUUUCUAAUCCACUUAAGUCAUCCAUCGUUCAAAAUUUCAACACACUAGGCGUCAAUGUAAUUUUGGGAGAUAUAUAUGAUCACCAGAGUUUGGUCAAGAUCAUAAAAGAAGUAGACGUCGUAAUUUCAACCGUGAGCUUCAUGCAAUUAUUUGAUCAAUAUAAGAUCAUUGACGCUAUCAAAGAAGCGGGAAAUAUUAAGAGGUUCUUCCCUUCGGAAUUUGGAAAUGAUGUGGACCGAACACAUAUAGUAAAUGAAGGAAAAGUUAUGUUUGAUAAUAAGGUCAAAAUUCGCAGAAUGAUUGAAGCUGAAGGAAUUCCCUAUACUUAUGUUGUGGCUAAUUUUCUCAAUCGACACUUUCUAUCAAACCUUAUGGGCAUUGCUUCUCCAUCAGAUCCAGUUAUUAUCCUUGGAGAUGGAAAUAUCAAAUCUACUUUUAAUACCGAAGAGAGUGUUGCGGCUUUCACUAUAAAAACCAUUGAUGAUCCAAGGACCUUGAACAAAACUCUCUUUAUUAGACCUCAUGCGAACACCUUGUCAUAUAAUGAUUUGAUAUCUCUUUGGGAGAAGAAGAAUAGUAAGACUCUUAAAAGGAUCUAUGUUUUAGAGGAGCCAGUAUUGAAGUUGAUUCAAGAGUCACCAUAUCCUCUAAAUAUGGGCCUAUCAAUUUGUCUGACUACAUUUGUGAAAGGAGAUCACACUAACUAUGAAAUUGAACCCUCCUUUGGAUUUGAAGCUUCAGAGCUUUAUCCUGAUGUCAAAUACACUACUGUGGAAGACUACAUUCAGGAAAAUCAUGAUUGUUCCCCAUUUUAUUUAAACAAUUUAAUCUCCAUUAAGAAUGUACAACAUUUCCAUACAUGAACUCCAUGCACGUGAAUUUAAAUAUAAACAAAAGUCAAAGUAUAUAAAUAAAACUUAAAUA